GAAAGAGAGGAGGUGGGGCGGUCGAGCUCGCGCGCACGGAUUGCGAGGAAUCUCGGUAUUUCUGUCCAGGGCCGGGGAUCUGCAAAAUGCCUCCGGUAUAAGGGCAAGAAGAAUGGGGACCUGGGACCCCGGCGCACUGGGGUGGACACGCCGACCGCUGGUGAGCGUUCAUCAAGGAGGUUAGUGAAUGGAAAGGACGCCGCUGGAGCCAAACGACAAAGUGAUUAUUAGCUGCAUCGGAGACGUCUUUACAUUUCCCAGGAUUAAGAAGCAGAUCAGGAUAAGCUUCAAGGGAAAGGAGUUCAGGAGAAAGAUAUUUUGUUGGUGACAGGCGACAACCGCGCAGAUUGUGUAAUUGCGAUUCAUUGGUCCUACCUGAGGAUAUAUUGUUUAUAUUCCACCGAACCCUCUCCAUGGCGAUAAAUAAGGAAACGCGAGGACCAGGUCACAUCGACCCACCGAGAAAGCGGGGACAGUGGAUUUAAAUCAGUUCGUCACAUUUGUAUCUGCCGAGUGGCGAUGUCUGCUUUUUGCAUAGACCUCCACACAUCUUCGGCCGCAAUUUCAGCACCAUCGGAGCUGGACAGCGACCGUAUAGAGGAAACGCUGGAUCCCAGCAACAACAUGCCUCAAGAAACGGAAGAAUAUCAGGAACACUCGCUGCUAAACACCGGCCCCGGGGGUCUCGGGAUGGCGCUGGAAGAGGAACUCGCCAUGCUGACGGGGGAACGGGUGGAGGAUUCAGAACUGACGGCCUUGGAGACGCCCGUCAACGGACAGGACACAGACCUUUUGUCGCUCUUCCGACAGAAGGAGAAGGACUUGGUUCUUGCUGCUAAGCUUGGAAAAGCUCUUCUGGAACGAAACCAGGACCUUACAAAGCAAUACGAAAACAUGAACAAGGAUCUGAACGAGAAGCUCGAGCAUCUGGAGCAGGAGAAGCACGAGCUGCGCCGGCGUCUGGAGAGUCGUGAGGGGGAGUGGGAGGGCCGCGUGGCCGAGCUGGAGGGCGACCUGCGCCACCUGCAGGGGGAGCUAGAGAGGCAGGAGACCCAGCUCAGAGAGGCUGACCGGGACAAGGCCCGCGCCGUCAGCGAACUAUCCGAACAGAACCAGAGGCUAUUGGAGCAGCUGAGCCGGGCUGCAGAGGUAGAAAGGCAGUUGUCCACUCAGGUCCAAUCCUUGCGGGAUGAUUUCCGGGAGAGGAGCAUCUCUAACAACCAGCACAUGACACGUCUGGAGAGCCUACAGGCAGAGCAAGGGCUAGAAAUAAAGAUGCUGUCGGAACGUAAGAGGGAUCUGGAACGGAGGGUGAACGGCAUGAUGGAUGAGAACGACCAGCUGCAGAACACGAUGGAGAACAUGAGAGAGAGAACCCUCGUGCUGGAGAAGCAGUGUCACGGCAAGGACCUACAGCUGCGUCAGAGCCAGCUGGAGCUGCAGGAGAUGCGUGUGUCUCACCGGCAGCUGAGCGCUCGACUGGAGGAGAUAAGCGAGGAGAAGAGCCUGAGCUUCAGUCCACACACACACACAUACACACACAGCCUGCUCAGCGAGAUCGAGCAGAGCAUGGAGCAGGAGGAGCUGGAGCAGGACAGGGAGCAGCUGCGGCUCCAGCUCUGGGAGGCGUACUGUCAGGUGCGCUCCAUCUGCUCCCAACUCAGAGGAAAUGACAUCACAGACUCCGCCCUCUCCACCGACUCCUCCAUGGACGAGUCGUCAGAGACGCUGUCUGCCAAGGACGUGCCAACCGGUAGCCUUCACGCCAGUCUGCUCGAGCUGCGCAGACUCACCCAAAACCUACUGGAUGGCAACGAGUCCACGGGCUCACGGCGCAGUGAUGAGGAGGCUCUGGAGGAUCAGGUGCGUAAGCUCAGUGAGGAGCUGAGAGCGAUGAAAGACCUUUACGAGAGCGAGCAGGAGAGAACACGCACCAGCCAAGAGGAGACGCUACAGCUACACAACCAGGUGGCGCUGCUCUCAGUAGAGGUGUGUUCAUGGCGUGAGGAGAACGAGCGGAUGAGAGCGAUGGCAGAUGUGCAUGAACCCAACGAACGGCUCCAGAGCGCCAUACGGGAUCGAGAUGAGGCUAUCGCCAAGAAAAAGGCGGUGGAGAUGGAGCUGGCCAAAUGUAAGAUUGACAUCAUGUCCCUGAAUAGCCAGCUCCUGGAUGCCAUCCAACAGAAGCUCAAUCUGUCCCAACAGCUGGAAGCCUGGCAGGAUGACAUGCAGAGAGUGAUCGAUCAGCAGUUGAUGGACAAGCACCAGGAGGAAUGGGAUACGCCCUACUCCUUCUCAGGAGCCAAUGGGGUGUCUCGCCGGGCCUCGGCCCCCUCGCGGAGGUCACACCGCAAGGCCGACCGGGACAGGAGACUCUUCUCCUUCUUCAAGAAGAACUGAGUCUGCGCCGAGGAACGAGAGAUGAGAAAGGACAGAAAGAGAGAGAGAGAGAAAGAGAGGAGGAGGAGAAGUGGGAGAGCGGGUGAAAGAAAAGACACACAAACACAGACCCAGCCAAAGAUUGUAAAUGCACAGGCACAACUGGAAAGAGGGAUGAGAGAGAAAAAGAAAGAAAGAUAAAAGACAGAGAAGAAAGAUAAAAGAUAGACAAUCCAGACCAGAACACAACCUGGACAUUUAUAUUGAUGAAAUGCAAACCUGGCUUCCUGAUGGGGGGGCGGACAUGGGCUGGGGUGGUUAUAGGGGGCAGAUUUCAGACACAAGGUCUUUCAGGAUUUCUGGGGGGAAGUUGGUGGGGCGAGAGGAUAAAAGAACCAAAGCUGAAGCUGCCACUCAGGGAAGUUCAGAUCCUCAGCUGUAGACUCUGAGGCCUUAACUCCACACGAGGCCCGUGUCUGUGUGGAGGAGUUUAAUCAAAGCACUAAGCCCGACUCAGAGCAAAGUCACCGCACUGCCUUGCCUCGUCUCGCCUCGUCUGCUAGUUACUCUCUUCUCUGGGAGCACACUGGACCCGGCAUCAGUCUGCCUGAUUAAAAACCGACGUCAAUAUUUACAGUAGUGACUGUUUUUCAACAGUAUGAAAACAUCAGACUACUUCAUACUGACGUCAUGCUAGCCUUUUUUUAAUGACGGGCUAGUUUACAGACAGAAUCAUUUUAGCAGUUAGCCAGGCUAGGGCAUGGCAUGAUAGCAGUUAGCCAGGCUAGGGCAUGGCAUGAUCUAGCAUGGCUUUAAUCCAGAUAUAAGUGGUGUUGGUUAAAGCAGGGCAGUCCUGUUGCGACAUUUACUAGCGUAGCCGCUGGUGACAGGACUAGCCUUUGCUAGCGUAGCCUCUGCAGACAGGGCUAGCCUUUGCUAGUUUAGCCUCUGUAGACAGGGCUAGCCUUUGCUAGCGUAGCCUCUUUAGACAGGACUAGCCUUUGCUAGUGUAACCUCUGCAGACAGAACUAGCCUCCACUUUAGUAGCAGCUUUAGGCAGUGGCUUCAGGUCUACCUCUGACAGAUCUGAAUGAACUGAUGGGCAGCCUUUAGCCUUUUACAGGAGUGGGUGCGAAUUCAGAGCCUGCAAAGAGUUUCUUGAAUCAGGUAUGGCUCUGGUAGGUCUACAGAUCCUGACCCUGCCCUGAUUUUAUGCCGAUCCAAAUCGGUUUGACUUUUGGGGCGAGUCUGAAGGCUGUGGUCUGUGUGUCGUGUUAAAGUCGGUGUUCAGCAGGAUACACUGCCAUUCCCCACAAUGCAUCUGACCCUGGUACAGAUCCAGCACUAGUCCGGCCCUGAUGUGGCACUAGUCUGUUCCAGAGUCAGAUUCUCACCUUUAAGUCUUUGGGGACAAGCGUUUCCUUCCAGCCUAUGGUACCUAGAGCUGACACUUUAGAUUAGAGUACUGGUCACCUAGAGGAGACACUUUAGAUUUGAGUACUGGUCACCUAGAGGGGACACUUUAGAUUAGAGUACUGGUCACCUAGAGGAGACACUUUAGAUUAGAGUACUGGUCACCUAGAGGAGACACUUUAGAUUAGAGUACUGGUCACGGGCUUCCAGCUGUUGGAGAGAAUCUCUCACACCUCACUUUUAGUGCAGUCAGACCAAUGCGACCCAAUAGGCCCGGGUGGAGACUGGCGCCGGAGCAGAUCAGGGCCAAAUCUGGGCCAGACCGGUUCCGGUCGGCGAGCACCUGGGUCGGUUCUGAACCUCCACACCUCCAGAUAUGUUUGGGGAAAGGAAUUGUUUCAGUCCUGUGACCUCUGUGUACACGUUCUGUGUAUGUGUGUGUGUGUGUGUGUGUGUGAGAGAGAGAAUGAAAGUGUUUGUGUGAGUGUGUGCAAAGCUGUGCUGGUCCUUACAGCAAAGAGAAACCUGGCACACAUGAGCAAAGCUAUGCAGACGUCUUCUCUUUGUUUUGAAAACAGCGGAGGCAGUUGUUGUUGUUGCUGGUUUUGGAUCAACCCAAAGAGUGACUUUUUAUAUGUAAAAUAUUAGCUACCAGGUUUGGAUGAAGUUGAUAUAUUUAUAAAUGUAUAACUUUUGAAAGAUGAGAUAUUUUGUUUUUUUUUCUCUUUUUCUAGAGUGAUGUUUCUGUUUGUUUGCUAAUGUAUCUCCAUGUGUAGAGUAGGGCAGACCUUUGUUCCAUGCAUCUAGGGCAGAGAGACUGGCUCACUGUGAGGUGCUUCUGCUGUCGUCGUCACAGAAGAUACAGGUUAAUAAUGCAAACAUUUGCACAGACAAACACACAGUUAUCCUCCACCACUAGAGGGGUAACCUAAUUGCAUUCAAGUUGAAAACAUGAUGGCAAGAGCUAUCAGUCAUUUAUUUUCAGUUAUUUACUAUUAAAAACAUUGUUUUCUUUGCUUGAUGUUAUCAAUAUUUAAAAUCAUCACUUGUCCCAGUUCUAUUGGUAAUUGUCCACCAUACAGUAAGAGUCUGUAACCAUGGUGACCUUACUAAAGCCCCUGAGCAGAAAUAUGAGUCCUGCACAGAUCUAUAAUAACACAACAAAUAUGUUAUUAGAGAUGGGUGUUGUGCUCAGUGAUUGAUGGAGUGGGUACCGUGGAAACCAGAUGUGAUUGAUGGAGUGGGUACCGUUAAAACCAGAUGUGAUUGAUGGAGUGGGUACCGUGGAAACCAGAUGUGACAGAAGCACUCACAGGGGCCAGAUCUCUCUCUCUCCACACAGAGAAUGCCAGCUGCAGCAGCUCAUUAGAUCAUAACACCCCCCCACACUUUUGAGUUGGCUCUCGUUUAGAAUAUGAUUUCCCCUUCUCUUAGCUCAUUGACUGUCUCGUUGUAUGUGUGGCAUGUCUGGUGCUGCAUUGCCUGUGUACUUUAUGAUUUGACUUUUUGUUCUUUCAUGUCUUACAUUCAAACAUUGUUUUGAAAAUUCUCAAAACACACACUGUCCUGUAUGUUUUUUUACAGGGCACUAGGCAGAGUGGAAAGAACAUUGUUCCAAAACACCAUUUUGUAACACAUUUCAAAACAUGUAUGUCCAUCAUAAAGAUCAUCUGUCACCAUG
Clupea harengus (Atlantic herring) is the source of this 5473-nucleotide messenger RNA. RefSeq names its product BICD family like cargo adaptor 1 (gene bicdl1). The record is from RefSeq and is a predicted model, not a curated record. Gene Ontology annotation, biological process: vesicle transport along microtubule; Golgi to secretory granule transport. NCBI's taxonomy places the organism in Eukaryota, Metazoa, Chordata, Actinopteri, Clupeiformes, Clupeidae.